AUGCACAGACAACGGCGUCACGUUCACAGAUAAAUGAUGCUGUGUGUAAAGCCAAAGAGGUGGUGGAGGCCUUCCCAAGGUCCAUUUGGGGCCAGGAAAAGAAUGCACCGCGGCAUGGAUAAGGACUACCAGAUCUCCGCACGGAAGAUGGGAACGUCCUUGCUCUUCCAGCUGUCUGCUCACGAUAGGGAGCUGGACUUGGUGUGUCUGGAUCACAGCUAUGCCAAACCGUGGAAUGCUCACCCGGAUGCUAGCAGCGCGCGGCCUACAAGAACACUGUUUGUCACUCCUCGACGCCAGCCUGAAGUCUCACAAGAAUCAGAGUCUUUAAUCGAUGUGGAAACAGUCACACCCACACCAGUUCCCCUGUAUGACAACCACAAAGCUCAGAGUGUGAUGAAGGAAUGCGAGCGGCAUGUCCUGUUUGCUCGCACUGUUGCAGACAGUCCCCCUACUCCUGAUGAUUGGGAGGAACAUAUAAACAAGACUAUGUGGUCCAGCGCGCAGACUAAACUCUUCAACAAAGUCCUGAAAGCACUUCAGGCGGAAAGAUUAGCCCGCUUGGCCAAUGAAAAUACAUCGAAUGAGCCAAUAUUGCGCAGGAUUGCAGUAGACAAAUGUGCCAGAAAGGUGCGGCACGCCUUAGCUAGUGUGAACUGGGAAACCAAGCUGACGCAGUGGUUGCACACUACUCUGAUUGAAUCGCUGAGUCUUGCCAUGCUUGCUGCCUACUUGGAUGUUUUGCAGACUCUUAAAAGCAAGUUGCCAUCGCUGAUCGACAGGAUGUUGCUUCCUGCAGCGAAGACAGGUUCUCCAAGUGCUGAGGCCCUCUCGCUGCUUCUGAAGCGACCGUGGGACCCAGCUGUUGGAGUUCUGUCACAAAACAAACCGAGCAAGCUUCCUGGAUCGCCUCUCAUCCUAAUAGCACCAUCAAGCCCGACGAAUCCAGCCAUGUCGACAUCACGAAGGAUGAGAUUCUGGCAGUCGCAGCUCUCCUGUUUCGGCAAGGUCAUCCCAAUACACACUCAUAUCAGCAGUGGCGCCAAUAUCGGAAUAACACAGUGUCUGGAGCACAUGCUGGGAACAGUUCGAGCAAAGGUCAUUGAGGUUCACAGGCACUUCCCUCGGAAACCCAUCAUCUUGGUUGGUUGGAAUACUGGCGCUCUCAUAGCUUGUCAUGUUUCCUUAAUGGAGUACCUGACGGCUGUCGUUUGUCUGGGCUUCCCUUUACUUACAAUCAAUGGUCCAAGAGGGGAUGUUGAUGACCCGCUGCUAGACAUGAAGACCCCAGUAUUGUUCGUUGUUGGUCAGAAUGCGCUGCAGUGUAGUAUUGAAGGAAUGGAAGAAUUCCGAGAGAAACUGAGAACUGAUAAUAGCAUGGUGGUGGUGGGCGGAGCUGACGAUAACAUCAGAAUCAAUUCUGCAAAAAUGAAGUCAGAGGGACUGACACAGACGAUGGUUGACCGUUGCAUUCAGGAUGAGAUUGCUGACUUCUUGUCUGGUGUCCUCACACGGGCCGAUAGCCACAGCCAUGGUUCAGGAGAGACAAGGGACAUAGACACAGAGAAGAAAAGGAGGCCGCGACGGGAGCUCCCCUUUGACAUGGAACGAGGACGGCCUUCCUCUCCUGCACUUAGACACCCCAUCUCACCAUCAGGCUCAGAGGAUUUGUCCAGUGUCUGCAGUAGCCCCACUUCAAGUCCUAAACCCAAGACGGGUCUGUCUCCAGCGCAGAAGUCCAGUCUGAUUACAGCCACACAACUCUUAAAGACCCACAUGCAACGCUCCGGCACAGUGCUUUCACACAAGCAGGCGCAAGCUCAGUUCGCAGCUUUUAUGAAACAAAACAUGCUUGUGAGGAAAAACCUUCCUCCUGGUACUCCUCCAUGUAUUUUUGUAACAAGUGAUCAGAUGGAGUCCUUGGACAGAGAUGAACUGAGGGCUCGUGGCAAGAGGCGGCUAACCCCAAGUCCCACCCCAGGAAAAGCCUCAAAACGGGCCAAGAUCAAGGUCACAAUUGUUUCCCAAAAUGAGUCCACGGGGGCUGCCAUCAACCCAGCUGCACACCAGGUGGGUGUUUCUGGAAAGCCUUUGGCAAUAACAAUGGGACAGACUGUGGCCGGGGCCAUGGAGCUCUCCGGACUUCUCACAGGCCAGCGGUCUGGUAGUCUCUCAGAGGUGUCUGGUGCCCUGUCCCCAGGCUCCAGCUCCUUCAGCAACGUGCAGCCUUGCAUGGUGUCAGGGUCGUCCGCACCAAUCCAGGUGCAAGCGCCGGCUACUGCCCAAGCUCCUUCCGCCAGCAGUCUUUUACAAGGCCUAAGUUUCAGUCUUCAGGAGAUCGGCACCAAGGCACCUAGCUUGCCCUCAGCGGAAGCCUCCUCUGGAAGCCCACAGGCAUUCUGCGGCAAGCCGCAGGGUCAAGUCCUGAGCGCGGUCUCCAGCACUAGCAGCAGCAGCAACAGUACUCUGCUUCGCGCAUUGCCUGUGGUCACUGCGGGGGGUGUGGCCAAGACAAACGCUAUCCACCAGCUGCUCACAAAUGGCGGACUGGCCAAACUCGCCAGCAGUUUGCCAGGCUUGGCCCACAUCACCAACCAGACCGCCGGGCAGAAAGCCCCCACAUCCAUAACAGUGAUGCUUCGGGGAGCGCAGCCUGCAAGCAGAGCGGCAUCACUUAGCCAAACUGGCGAUGUGACGCCAGCUCAGAACACUGAGUAA
Nerophis lumbriciformis (worm pipefish) is the source of this 2718-nucleotide messenger RNA. The record is from RefSeq and is a predicted model, not a curated record. NCBI's taxonomy places the organism in Eukaryota, Metazoa, Chordata, Actinopteri, Syngnathiformes, Syngnathidae.